CAAAAAUGCCGUUUAGUACACUCAUCUGCAAACGUCGUCGUCUGUUGAUGGCGUCAGAGGGGAUUUCUGGGUGCGACAGCUUGGGAUGUUGGCUAGCAGGCUAACCGAGAGUAGCGUCAAAACACUGAUUCUACAGCGGUAUUGAUUAACGUCAAGAGAAUCGAACAUGAAGGGGGUAAACGAUUCAUUUUUCCUUAAGUGUUUUUGAAAGUGAAGUCGCUGUGAUCUACGUAGAUUGUUAUAGCUCAAAAUUCAAAUGUCAACAACACGGCCCCUUCUCGGGAUGAAGCGAAUCACCGAGGUUACCUGCACAGAGCCGCCGGGAGAAAGGCAGUCCCCGACCGCCAGUAGAACGCAGCCCGAGUCGCUCACCGUAGAUGAGUUUGCGGUCCAUGAAGACAAACAAGCAGAGCUCCGAAUCAACAAACACAAAGUCGAGCAGCUUUUCCAAGUGACAUUCACGAUCAUUGGGCUGUUGGAUCAUACUGGAGCCCAUGGGAGUCAAGCUUCCAGGCAGAUCUGGCUCCAGUUGAAGGGGACAAAGGAGAAUGUUUUAAAAGCGAAGGAGUAUGUGAAAGGCCUGUGUGACCCAGAGCUUCAGAAGGAAGAGCGCUACCCGGUGGACAUGCAUUGCAUUUUUGCUGGUGCUCGUGGACUCUUUUUGGACCGGUUGCUUAGGGACACAAGUGCAGAGGUCCAAGUGGUGGAACCAGGCCGUCUGAGGUUGAUUGGAUGUGCAGAGGCUGUCGUCAUGGCGCAGAGUCGUGUUCAACAGUUUGUUGUGCUCUUUCAGGAGAACCGGAGCUUGCCUGCUGAUAGGGAACCCUUGGUUAAGCGCACCUUUAAGACCUUUGUUGAGGACAGGGCUGAUAAAUAUGCCAUGGAGCUGCUCUUGCUGCCUAGUGCCCUCAAAGAGGAACUUCUGGGCUUAGCCCAAAGCCCAACCCAGCUUAUGGCUCUCAGAGACCUAGACCAGGACCGGUCUCAGACCAGCACACCCGUAACGGACCUCUCCAACCGUAUCCUGGAUGCCACUUUUGAGGACAAGUCCUCAGGUCCUCCACCCUCUCCUGACAUCAUGACCGGUCCGAACGGUCGGCCCUGCUGCAAACGGCGGUCAUCUGAAAGUGAGCAGAGAGACACUAAACGACAAUACUCAUUGGAGAGGAGAGAAGAAGAGCAGUGGGAAGAGCGACGAGAGCCCAGCCAGACUCAUGCAGUAACGUCUGCAAAGGGGGUGCAGGGCGCAAUGGGGCUAAACUCUAGUGAGGUGAUGAAUGAGGGUGAGACGGUGAGUCCUGAGACUAACUUGCGCUGCCUGGUUAACUUCUUCAGAACUAUGGGCUACCAGCAGGAGGUUGUAGAGCGAGUGGUGCGGGAGACGGGCCAGACGGACGAUACAUUCUUGCUGCUGGAACGGAUUGUGGAGGAGACUCAGAGGACCCAGAGCACACAGGGUUCCCAGCGGACCUCUCGCACACCUGACCCUUCACCAUCUGCAAAUGCUUCCUCCACCACCACCUGUGCCAGGCUCAAAGAGAAGGAACGAGUGCAGAUGCGAGCUCUCACAGAGAUCAAGUGCAAAGAAAACAUUAGGCCUCCCAGUAGUAAUGGCAUAGGUCAGAAGAACCAAACAAGCCAUGCGCCACUGGCUUCGGCGACUCUCAAAAGAAACAAUGGCGCACAGAAUGACAUGUGUGAAGUCAUCAUUAUUGAUGAUGACGAUAACGACCUGACAGAGGUGGAGAGAAAGCCCCGAAUCGCAGGGCUAGAUUUGAAGUCAGAGCCCAAGUUUGAUUACCUGCCACGUGGAAGCUCUCAAACGAUGGUCCAGGUGCGGACAGAGAGUGUGACGGCUCUCCGUAGCUCUUCUCAAGGCCCUCCUCUCCGCAACACGGACACGCGACCAGGCUGCUCUUACCAGACUCUUCCUGGAAGGGCUCCUCUACAUCGCUCUGAAGCAAUUUGCACCCCUAAACCAGCACCCCUCACCGGUAUGUCGCGUUUCCAGCAGUCCCUGAGAACACCCUACCGACUAGUCCUACAGAACGAACCGGGUUGCCCUGAUCUGCGACAUAUCAUCAUCGAUGGCAGCAAUGUGGCAAUGGCGCAUGGACUUCAUCGGAUCUUUUCUUGUCGUGGGAUUGCCAUUGCCGUAGAGGCCUUUUGGCGCAGAGGUCACAGAGAAAUCACUGUCUUUGUACCUCAGUGGAGACAGAAGAGAGACCCCAACAUAGCUGAACAACACUUUCUGACCCAGCUGGAGAACUUGCGACUUCUCUCUUUCACCCCUUCUAGAGAAGUGUGUGGACAGAGGAUUUCCUCUCAUGAUGACAGGUUCCUGCUUCAUCUGGCUGAGAAGACCGGAGGGGUCAUUGUCACCAAUGACAACCUGAGGGACUUUGUGAAUCAGUCAGAAGAGUGGAGAUGGAUCAUUCAGGAGAGACUCUUGCAAUUCACCUUUGUCGAAGACCACUUUAUGAUCCCAGAUGACCCACUUGGAAAACACGGACCUCACUUGGACGAGUUCUUGCUUAAGGAGAGACGAGGUAGUCCUAUCAUGCCCCCCUUGAGGACAGACCUCCGGGCUACCCCAUCAGUAUACUCCCAAACAACGCAGUCAACGCCACAUCCACCCUCCCCUUCGCACUGGCCCCACUCCGGCCCUCCUGACUGGCACCUCCCUCGACCAUCCCCCUCUCCACCCCCCCAGCGAUCCUCCUCGGAAACCACCGAGCUCAAGAAGAAGUUGUACGACAUCUUUCCUGACCAAAAGCAGCGCAUUGACCGGAUUCUCAGCGACAAUCCAUACAUGAGGGACUUGAAUGCACUGUCAGGCCUCUUGCUGGGCUAAUGCACACUCACACACCAAGUACAGUUUUACUCUUGGCUACAUCCCAGUCUAAGAUGUGACUGCGGCAAACAACAGUAUAAGUGCAUGGAGGUCACAGGGCUUUUUUUUGCUUAUCAAAGACCACCAUGUUGGAAAAGUGCUGCUUCAAGCAUUUAUUUGUUCAAGGAUUUCUGUUCCAUCAACUAAUUCCGACAAAGAUAUCUAUGGCCCUCCACUUUGACUGCAAGCACAGUAAACUUCAGUUAUGAUUUGUUGUCAGCAGGAACUUUAACAAUGCGAGAAUGUACAGUCCGAAUGGCAUACAUUUUAAGUAAAUAUUUAUGAAGAAUAAUAUUCCUUUUCUGUAAGUUGUUCAAAAAUCUUUAUUCUAAAAGGUGUUCCAGCUACACAGUUGUUUUGAACUGGCUUUGCUGAAAUUAUGGCUGAAGGACAAAUGUCUAUUUCCUUUUUUUUUUUUUUUUUAUGAUUGUGCUUUGUUUUAAACUUUUUGUAAAUAUCGACAUUAUUGAGCCAAACAAGUGCUAGUCUCCAGUCACUCAAAACUGCCCUACUGAAGUAUCCUGUCAUUUGCACGAUAGAAUUGCUCCACUCUGUCCAAAGUGACAUUACUUCCUGAUCACUAAUUUUAGUUUCUGUUUACUUCAGUGAUGGGGAAAAAAAUGGUAACCUAUUUUUAGGAAUCCAUGAAGACCCCCUAUGUGGCUUAGGUGGUAAUGAGUCAGUUCAGGUUAAAUGGCUUCAAAAAUUUCCAGAUUACUCGGCGACCUGGCACUCCCUUUCCACUUCCCUGUUGUGCAAUCUACCAUUAACGGUUACCAGAGCCGUUGGAUGCAACCAUUAGAGGGCGCUGUGGGUUUAUUUGUUCGCAUUAUGUAAUGAAGAAUGAAUACAGUGCACAGUUGAAAAAAUGCUGUUUUCUCAGUCAUUUUAAAAACUAAAAGCAUUUAUUAUAUUACCACUACGGUGAAAAUAUAGUUCUAUACUUUAAACUGUAAUUGUUACCAUGUCAACUUGUCGCUGUUUCUGAAAUAUGUCUAGCGUUGGGUUUUGUGAAUUGGUAUUCAAUUUUGGGAAUGAAAAUUCAUAGGCGUUGAACCCAUAGUAGCAUCACAGACACCGCAGGCACUGUGGGUAUCUCACAGUAUGGCUGCUGAAAGCUUUUUUUGGAAGGCAGUGUUAAUAAAGGCAAUUUAUGUGUUUA
This is a messenger RNA of Myxocyprinus asiaticus (Chinese sucker), 4055 nucleotides long. Its product is annotated as NEDD4-binding protein 1-like. The transcript is spliced from 7 exons. Bases 257 to 2854 code for a protein of 865 amino acids. The record is from RefSeq and is a predicted model, not a curated record. Gene Ontology annotation, molecular function: RNA binding. Gene Ontology annotation, biological process: negative regulation of proteasomal ubiquitin-dependent protein catabolic process; negative regulation of protein ubiquitination. Gene Ontology annotation, cellular component: PML body; nucleus. NCBI's taxonomy places the organism in Eukaryota, Metazoa, Chordata, Actinopteri, Cypriniformes, Catostomidae.